UUUUUUCGCAUUUUCGCUCAUUAACCGCUCACCGCACGGUCGUCGUUGUGCGUGUGUACGAUUUUUUCUCGUCAGCUCGCGCGCGCGUGCGUGUAUGUGAGUGUGUGUUUAGCUCAGUGUGCGCGCACGACAACGUUACGGUUUUCGCAAACGAGAUAUUCGCGCGACGGCGUUCAGACGUGUUGCAAUCGCAACGACGGCGAACCGGCGUUUGCGUGUUGACGACGAUUUUCCGUACACAGACAGUUGUAGACCACUCGUAUUCGCCUAGUGCAACCGUCGAAUCAGAAAUAGUUUUUGAACGCAUUCGUUUUGUAAGACGUUCACGACCACACGCAGCACACCGGUAUCUACCUACCCGGCAAAACCGCGACGGCUGUGACACGACCCAAAGAAACAUUUUGCUAUCGGUUCAAAAGAUAUCACUAGCACCACUGCAGCGGAAGCAGUAGGAGCUACUGCCGCCACUGGCGGUAAGUUUGCCGACGUCGUUUGUCUGUCGUGUCGUUAACGACAAAAGCAACCACGACGGCCGCCAUUACAAUUAUCAAAACGACGGUCGCCGCUAAGACGACCGCCGCAUCCACCACCACCAUUCUAUCAAAACGUCGACGACCACGAAGUUCAUUAUUAUACUUCAAAUGAUUUUGUGACUACUUUCGAAACGGAGGAAAAAAAGCGAACGUGAUAAAAUUUAGUCGGACAAUAAACAGUCUUCAAUUGCAACAAAACACUUUUUAAUCCAAAGUUAAUUGUCUAAUCACACAACUAACCCAAAACAGAUAAAAUGGCCACAAUAGACGGGCGACCUGCCCAAUAUGGGGUUACGUUGAAGCAGUUACGUGAACUCAUGGAACAUAGAGGCCGUGAAGGUAUCGCUAAACUGAACGAACUGGGUGGCGUUCAGGAUGUUUGUAAAAAGCUGUAUACAUCACCCAGUGAAGGAUUAAGUGGAUCUACUGCCGAUCUGGAGCACAGAAAAGAGACGUUCUCCUCAAAUACUAUACCUCCUAAACCUCCAAAGACAUUCAUGCAACUUGUCUGGGAAGCUUUGCAGGAUGUCACUUUAAUAAUUUUAGAAAUUGCUGCUCUCGUGUCAUUGGGAUUAUCACUUUACAAACCUGCGGACGAAGAAUCAAUGAGUGCAGAAGACGAUGAAGCAAAACAUGGAUGGAUUGAAGGAUUAGCUAUAUUAAUAUCUGUUAUAGUGGUCGUUAUUGUAACAGCAUUUAAUGAUUAUACGAAAGAAAGACAGUUUCGUGGUCUUCAAAAUCGCAUUGAAGGUGAACAUAGAUUCAAUGUCAUCAGGCAGGGCGAACUGCGACAAAUUUCCGUAGGAGAAAUAGUAGUUGGUGACAUUUGUCAGAUUAAAUAUGGAGAUUUACUGCCAGCCGAUGGUGUGCUAAUUCAAAGUAAUGAUUUGAAAGUUGAUGAAUCUUCUUUAACUGGUGAGUCAGACCAUGUAAAAAAAGGAGAAGCAUUCGAUCCAAUGGUCUUAUCAGGAACUCAUGUAAUGGAAGGCAGUGGAAAAAUGUUGGUCACUGCGGUAGGUAUAAAUUCUCAAGCUGGAAUAAUAUUCACACUCUUGGGUGCAGCAGUAGAUCAACAAGAGGAAGAAAUGAAGAAACAACGAAAAGAAGCCAAAAAACUAAAGACAAAAAAGAGUUUAACUGAUGAAGUACCACCUGCUAUCAAUAAUACUGAUAUUGGUAUGAAACAAAUGGAUAAGGGAGGUGAAACAGAUGAUGAUGCUGCUGGAGGCGGAGGACAAUCUGGUGAGUCAGAAGAGCCAGCAAAAAAAGACAAGUCCGUAUUGCAAGCUAAACUCACAAAGUUGGCCAUUCAAAUUGGAUAUGCUGGAUCAACAAUUGCCGUACUCACUGUGCUUAUAUUAGUAAUUCAAUUUUGUAUUCAUACAUUUGUUAUACAACAAAAACAGUGGAAGAACCAUUAUGCUGGUGAAUUUGUUCGUCACCUUAUUAUUGGUGUCACUGUCUUGGUGGUGGCAGUCCCUGAAGGACUUCCUCUCGCUGUUACUCUGUCUUUAGCAUACUCAGUCAAGAAAAUGAUGAAAGAUAACAAUUUGGUAAGACAUUUGGACGCUUGCGAAACUAUGGGUAAUGCCACUGCUAUUUGUUCUGAUAAGACCGGUACACUUACAACCAACCGAAUGACAGUUGUCCAGUCUUAUAUCUGUGAAGUUCUCAGUAAAACAAUGCCUCAAUUUGCAUCGAUACCAUCGAAUGUUGGGAAUCUGUUGGUGCAAGCAAUAUCUAUUAAUUCAGCGUAUACGUCUAAAAUUAUGCCACCUGACGAUCCCACCAGUGAACUACCUAAACAAGUUGGUAACAAAACUGAGUGUGCACUUCUAGGCUUCAUUCUUGCUCUUGGGAAAAAUUAUCAAACAUGGCGUGACGACAUACCCGAAGAAAUGCUGACACGUGUGUAUACAUUUAAUUCUGUACGAAAGUCCAUGAGUACUGUCAUUCCAAGAGAAGGUGGUGGCUACAGAUUAUUUACGAAGGGUGCAUCCGAAAUCGUACUAAAAAAAUGUUCAUAUAUCUACGGUCGAGAUGGCCGAUUGGAAAAAUUCACACGUGAAAUGCAAGAUCGUUUGGUGAGAAAUGUUAUUGAGCCCAUGGCUUCUGAUGGCUUGCGUACUAUUUCUGUUGCGUACAAAGAUUUCAUUCCCGGAAAAACCGAUUCACCUAACCAAGUGCACUAUGAAGGUGAACCUGAUUGGGAUUCUGAAGAUAGUAUAGUAUGCGACCUCACUGCACUGUGUGUAGUAGGAAUUGAAGAUCCUGUUCGACCGGAGGUGCCUGAAGCUAUUAGAAAAUGUCAGCGAGCUGGUAUUACUGUACGUAUGGUUACUGGAGACAAUGUAAACACAGCUCGAUCAAUUGCCACCAAAUGUGGUAUAUAUAAAACAGGUGAAGACUGGCUUGUAUUGGAAGGCAAAGAAUUUAAUCAACGAAUUCGUGAUGCUAAUGGCGAGGUUCAACAGCAUUUAUUGGACAAAGUGUGGCCGAAAUUGAGGGUAUUAGCUAGGUCAUCACCAACCGAUAAAUACACGCUGGUAAAGGGUAUAAUUGACAGUAAAGUGAGUGAAAGUCGUGAGGUAGUAGCAGUAACCGGUGACGGUACCAAUGAUGGUCCUGCAUUGAAAAAAGCUGACGUUGGAUUUGCUAUGGGUAUUGCUGGAACAGAUGUAGCCAAAGAAGCUUCAGAUAUUAUAUUAACAGAUGACAACUUCAGUAGUAUUGUUAAAGCAGUGAUGUGGGGUCGUAAUGUUUACGACAGUAUUGCUAAAUUUUUACAAUUUCAGUUGACUGUGAAUGUGGUAGCCGUUAUUGUUGCAUUUAUUGGAGCAUGUGCCGUCCAAGACAGCCCGCUAAAGGCCGUUCAAAUGUUGUGGGUGAACUUGAUUAUGGACACGUUAGCCUCGUUGGCGUUGGCCACGGAGCUGCCUACGUCCGACUUGCUAUUGAGAAAACCGUAUGGUCGUACGAAGCCUCUGAUAUCGCGCACCAUGAUGAAGAACAUCAUCGGCCAGGCCGUCUACCAACUGACAGUUAUCUUCUCACUGUUGUUCGCCGGCGACAAGAUGCUGGACAUACCAACCGGUCGUGGAGCCGAAUUCGGCUCAGAGCCCACACAACACUUCACUGUCAUUUUCAACACAUUCGUCAUGAUGACGCUGUUCAAUGAGAUCAACGCGCGUAAGAUCCACGGCCAGCGCAACGUGUUCCAGGGAUUCUUCACCAACCCGAUAUUCUACAGCAUAUGGAUCGGCACCGUGUUGUCGCAAGUGUUCAUUAUCCAGUACGGCAAGGACGCGUUCAGCACCAAAAGUCUCACGUUGGAGCAGUGGAUGUGGUGUUUGUUGUUCGGGUUUGGCACCUUGCUGUGGGGUCAGAUAGUCACCACCGUGCCUACCCGCAAAAUUCCGAAACUUCUUUCAUGGGGACGUGGACAUCCAGAGGAGUACACCAACGCUAUAAACCUAGGUGAAGAGAACAGAUACGAUCCCGAUUCUGGGCAAAAGCCGCGGGCCGGCCAGAUCCUGUGGAUCCGCGGACUGACCAGGCUACAGACUCAGGUGAUAGGCGGUGAAUUGCAAGAACGUUUGAUUCCGGUCCCAUACAGCAAGAGCUCCACUGACCAAGCUAUACGAGUGGUUAACGCUUUCCGGCAGGGUCUGGACGCACGUUACGGCGAGUCGCUUGCCGAAGUGUUGCGCAAACAGCCGUGCUUCAGCAAGAGACUGUCCGCGGCGACGGGCGGCGGCGGUUCGUCGUCCAACACCGGCGGCGGAGGUGGCGGCGGCACUGGCACAGGUGGAUCCAUCGAAUACGCCGAUAGCGACAACGCGAUCAGCGUCCCCCACAUCGACGUCGAACGUCUAUCGUCACACAGCCACACGGAAACGGCCGUGUAAAUUAUUUUUAUUACUAAUUAUUAUUAUUAUUAUUAUUAUUAUUAUUUUACAUUUUCUUUUCGUCGGGCGAAAAAUACGACAUUUAUACCUAAACAUUAUCGAAAUCGAUUCGUUCGUUUCCUCCCUCUCGUACCAAAUCACACACGAGCUUUUUAUCAUUUCUUGUAGUGAAUUUUUCAUUUUUCAUUCACAGUCGGUACAUAUAAUAUCAUAUAUAUAUAUAUAUUUACCGUCCAGCAGUUAACUCGUUAUUAUUAUUAUUAUUAUUUUUUUUUUUUGAGACCUUAAAUUUAUUUGAGGAUCACUAAGCGUUUUAUUUUAAUCGACAUAAUUUUAUGAUUUUAAUCCUCCGAAUUUUGCCGUGUCGCGCGAUAAACUAGCUCGCCAUUUUAUUCGUUCCACUUCUAUAUACUACUACUAAUAAUAAACAAAAAACAAAUCCCCCAAACCAAGUACGUCAACAAACGUCGUUGUUGUUUAAUAUUCACAUCACCUAUAUUUAUAUGAUACGAUAGUAUAAUAAUAUGCGUGCUGUAUAUUCAUUAUGAAAUAUACGUAUUGCUAAUAUUUUAAUUUCAACUAAAAACUCGUUACGUGCCUUAUACAAACAACAAUAGUUUAUAAUAUUAUUGAAAUAUUAAACGUAUUACGUACAUUUAUUAUUAUAUACACGUAUUAUAUUAUUAUUAUCGUCACGUUAUAUAUUAUAUUUGCCGCGCGGCAUAGGAGGGUUAGCUUAUAUCGUUGAUUCGUCAUAUACCUAGUUUUAUCGUGAGUACGAAUAAUAAACAAUUUAAUUUAAUCAAAUCUGCAACUAUUAUACCAUUCCGACUUGUCCGUUCGUCGUAAUAAUAUUGUUUAUUCUAAUAGUAUUGUUGUAUUGAUCAAGCGUUUGAGCAGCUCCCCCGUGUGUACAUCGCAAAGUACAAAAUAUUACAAAAAAUUAACCAAAUGCCGUAUGGUGAUAUAAUUUUAAUAUUAUAUUCUUUUUUUUCUCUGUGCCCUUUUUGACUAAGUUCUACUCUAUGAUAUUAUAUAUUACGAUAAGUGUGUUGUGUGUGUUCCUUUCGCUAAUUCUCGUAAAUGGCAUUACCUAAGCAUCGUUAAAAAAACAAAAAUAAAAUUAAUAAUAAUAAUAACAAUAAUAAUGAUAUCAAUAAUAACUGACUUCGGAACACGAUUUAUAUAAUAUAUAAUAUAUAUGCUAUUUAUAUAUAUACUGCCGCCGACGUUGCAUUUAUCAUAAAUACUAAACAUUUUUUAUUAUCGACGCAUUGUAGAAACUCUCGGAAUGUGUUCUCUUAAAUACAUAAAUAAAUCUACUACUAUAUUAUAUUGUUAAUCCACAAUUAUAUCGCAUAUAUAAUGCCGUGUAUUUGUAUACAUAAUAUUAUAUAUCCCUAUCAUUACAUUUAUUUCGUUGGUAAUAAUAAAAAUAAA
Molecule: messenger RNA, 5881 nt
Organism: Rhopalosiphum maidis (corn leaf aphid)
Lineage: Eukaryota; Metazoa; Arthropoda; Insecta; Hemiptera; Aphididae
Gene: PMCA
Product: plasma membrane calcium-transporting ATPase 3
Exons: 17
Coding region: 788-4441 (1217 amino acids)
Biological process (GO): regulation of cytosolic calcium ion concentration; calcium ion transmembrane transport
Cellular component (GO): membrane; intracellular membrane-bounded organelle
Molecular function (GO): ATP hydrolysis activity; ATP binding; P-type calcium transporter activity
Source: RefSeq, a predicted model, not a curated record